CUGCUCCGCUUCCCGUCGAGAAAUCGGCGCGCGAUCCAAUUCGUUUCUUUCCGUGUGGGCGCUUGCGUCCUUUUGUUUCUUUUCUCUUCACUCUUGGUCGUUUCCUUCUAGACACACAGCUGAGCUGCUCAUUUUCCACUCGCUGGCCGACAUUCCCCUUUUUAUUUCGAAGUUUACCCCCAAGUUAUCAGAGUGGAGCACGGGAAGCAGCAGAGUCACAAUGGAGGCCACCACAACUUGGUCAACGUUGAGGCAACGGAGGAGAAGAGCAGGGCUCAAAUUUCCUGGUAGACCACGCCACAACUUGGCCCGCAGACAAGAACCAGCAACAUCAUCCGAGGAAGAGGGUGAGGAAGCAGACGGUGAACAGGAGGCUGGUGAAGAAGAAGAAGAAGAAGACGAGGAGGAGGGAGAGAAAGAGGAGGAGGAGGAUGUAGAAGAAAAAGAAGAAGAAAAAGCCGAAGCCGAAAGCGAGUCAGAUUCCGACGAACAGUCCAGCGCAUCUUCAGAAAGCGAUUCCGACGCAGCACCUGGCAAAGGAGCAGACUCAAGCGACUCGGAACAAGAGGAUACUCUUCCACCGCCCGCAGCUGAAGGAUCGGAGCCAGGAUCGCCGGCCCUCCCGAUCUCAUCACGCCAAACGAACCGCGAUGCCCUUCCUCCCGCAAGAGGCUUCAUCACGCUCGUACCGGGAGCUCCUCAGCCGACGCCACCCGCGCAACCUCCUCGAGUAACGUCCACACGACAGGCUCAACCGCCGCCUGCGGCGACGCCAUCAAGCCAAGCUCCUCCCGCCAGUCAAGCUCCUCCCGCCAAUCAAGCUCCUCCUGCCAGCCAAGCUCCCCCUGCCAGCCAAGCUCCUCCUGCCAGCCAGGCUUCUUUGUCUUCAUCUCCGUCGCCUUCUGCACCGCCAACAAUGACAAUGCCCACCGAAACCCCCGGAGUGAACCAACCUCCCCCCGCCGUCGGGAAUGCCGCGUCCGGAACCCCUCAAUCUAGCCUUAUGCCGCCCAACUCACAAACGGAGGCGACGAACACGCCGAUCUCCGCCACACCGGCUCCAGCGUCGGCGGGUCCGGACCGCAGUUUCGCCAUCGGGAUCGCCUUCGGCGUCAUUGCUGUAAUCGCGCUCAUCAUCGGAGCCGUAAUCUUUUUCCUUAAGCGCCAGAAGAGGAACAAGAAGGUGAACGCCGUCGCUACGAACAUGAGCCAGAACCCCGGAGGCGGCGGCAACGCCUUCUUCCAGAGCGGGCCGGCAGCCGCUGCCACCGACGGCCAACCCGCGCGCAGCACGCGCGAAUGGGAGAAGGCCAUCGUCGCGUCCUACAGGCAGACUCAGAUCGCGAACCGCACGACGAGGGAGAUGGAGGAACAGAUGAUGGCGCAGUACACUGCGGACAGGAACAGGAUGCCCGCGCGGCCCAGCCGGCCGCCCACGGCGGACACGGUGGCCACUAUCCCGGUGUUUCCGGCACCACCUGUCUCCAACUUCAACAGCAGCUACACCGGCUACGCCAUCACACGCGACGCCAAUACCGAGAGCUUUUACGACGAGAAGUCCAUCCACGAGGUUGCCAUGCCCGCGCCCUUGAGGCUUAGCGGAUCACCACCACCACGUCGGCCAGGUUCCACAGCGGCACCGUACCCCGUCUCGGGCUACGACCAGGGCUCUUACCGAGAGUCCAUCAACAUCGGAUACCAGCCCUAUAACUCGGGUCCCUCCUAUCAGCCGCCGCCUGGUCCCUACAGUUCGGGCGCCUCUUAUCAACCACAGCCCGGUGGUCUGCCGAGAGCGGAGAGGGGGCCGGAUGGGCGUUUCUCCCCAGAGAUGGGGUACGCCAGAGGGUAUUAGCGUCCUCUGUGCCGGCCGGGAGGUAAUAUUGGAAAAUAACGGGGCACGGGUAAACGCGCAGAGCACACGGUCAUUACCGAGACGACACGGCGACUUUCUCGUUGGAACCGGGAUAGACCCUCGAUGCAUCCGACAGACGAUCGGAUGAUGGGCCGUCCGACCCAUAGCUCUUGGCGCGUCCCAAUCAAAAUAAGAGACGACAGGUAACGCCUGUCGCUCGUCUGACCUAUCAGAACACUUUCCUUUCUUUUGAAUACCCAGCGAGCAGGUCGUCGUCAUAAAAAUCUGUACUUUAUAUAUCUAUACAUACUUUGCAAUAAUAUCACGAGAUACGAUGACCAACC
Molecule: messenger RNA, 2196 nt
Organism: Colletotrichum navitas
Lineage: Eukaryota; Fungi; Ascomycota; Sordariomycetes; Glomerellales; Glomerellaceae
Exons: 3
Coding region: 221-1852 (543 amino acids)
Source: RefSeq, a predicted model, not a curated record